AGUUUCUCGGCUAGCCGACCCUCCUUCCCUCUUCUCGCAGCAGCAGCGCACAGCGAGGAGAAUUCGGGGACUCGGCCAGCUGUGAUUAUGGCGGGACCCACCUACCAAGCUUCACAGCCCAAUUGGCCUCCCACAGAACACGAAUUGCCUACUGGGCUCGGUUAGCAUGUGUGGGUGUUGCGCUCGAGCCCUCUCUCCCCUUCGUCACAUCGCUGCUGCUCGUUCAACGCUGCCGCCCCCGCUUCCGCUCCUCCCCCGGAUUUCCCAGCCGCUGCCAGGGUUCUGCAAGCCCUUUUUAAAACUUUGCACAACCCGGUUCGCCAUGUGGGCUGCAUCAACCGAUCGUGGUAUAUUUCAUUUCAGUUAAUUCCCUCGCCGCCUGCCCGCUGUGCUUCCGCAUCCCGUUCCCUGCUGCCCUUUGUGUCGGGAACCUUGGCUGCGACUGCGACCAUGAGCGCGCCUCAAUCAUGAGCAGCGACGACAGCGGAGCCGGCCAUGUCUACCAGAGCGACAAUGGAGAUGCCUCCAUCUUCUCUCAGACCCUCGUCGCCACCUGGGUGCUGACCGUCGCCGCCGGCGCAUUCCUCAUCGUCCGCCUGGCUUGCCGCCACCGUUUCUCGAAGUUGUGGUGGGAUGACCUCGUCCUCUCGAUAUCAUGGUGCAUCCUCCUGGUCGCCGCCGCCCUCCUCACCCGCACCAUCACCUCCGGCUACACCACCGACGAUGAGAAGCGCCGAUUCUUCCUCUACCAGAACACGUCCACCUCGAUGACCACCCUCGCCACGGCGUGGACCAAGGUCGCCUUCGCCAUCACGCUUUCUCGCAUCGUCCGGAACCGAGCCCUCCUCUACUUCCUCUGGUUCGUCAUCGUCACAGCAAACUUGAUCCUCAUCCCCGGCAUGCUGUCCAUCUGGAUUCCUGCUUGCGAGGACCCGCGCGCCAUCUUCCGACCGCAACACGCGAAGUGCUUCAACCUCAUCUACCUCCAAUACCUCGGCGGAACAACCAUUGUGUACGGCGGCGUAAUCGACGUCCUGCUGGCCUUGUUUCCCUGGUUUAUCAUCCGAAAACUGCUGCUCGAGACGCGAGAAAAGUGGGGUCUCACACUCGCCAUGAGCCUCGGCGCCAUCACCGGUACCAUCGUCAUCUUCCGCGCAUUUUACCAACUCAAAGAAAUCGACAAUAAUUACCAUUUUAUGGUCUUCAUGUCCAUCUUCAACUUCCUCGAACCGGGCGUCACCAUCAUUGCCCAGGCCAUCCCCAUGUUCCGCGUCCUUGUCGUCAACGUGAAGAGGGGCUCGAACGCCGUCCGCAUAAGCUCACCCACGGGAGCCCAGGGGAGCGGGAGUGGGUCAGCACCCAUCCGAAGCUGGAAUAGCAAACGACUUAACCCCCUAGAAGUCGAUGAAGAGUUGAUGCGCGUGCGCCUCGGCCCGGGUGGCCGCAUCGUUCACGUGUCAGGGCCGGAGGGUUCGGAUGACGAUCUGAAAAUUUAUGACGGCAGAAAAUAGCAAAAACACAAACAAUGAUACCAUUUUCCUUUUUUGUUCAAACACAAA
Molecule: messenger RNA, 1559 nt
Organism: Chaetomium fimeti
Lineage: Eukaryota; Fungi; Ascomycota; Sordariomycetes; Sordariales; Chaetomiaceae
Exons: 4
Coding region: 468-1511 (347 amino acids)
Source: RefSeq, a predicted model, not a curated record